CCGCCCCGCCCCGCCCCCAGCCCUCGGGGUUCAGGAAGCGCGGAAGGAAUCGCCUGGGCCAUGGACGGGGCUGUGAUGGAGGGUCCGCUUUUUCUGCAGAGUCAGCGCUUCGGGACCAAGAGGUGGAGGAAAACUUGGGCUGUGCUUUACCCAGCCAGCCCUCACGGCGUGGCGCGGCUGGAAUUCUUUGAUCACAAGGGGUCGAGCUCUGGAGGGGGUCGAGGCGGCUCUCGCCGUCUAGACUGCAAGAUGAUACGCCUGGCUGAAUGUGUGAGCGUGGUGCCUGUGCCUGUGGAGAGUCCCCCUGAGCCCGGCGCCACUGCCUUCCGCCUGGACACCGCGCAGCGCUCGCACCUGCUGGCUGCAGAUGCCGCAUCCAGCACCGCCUGGGUGCAGACUUUAUGCAGAACCGCCUUUCCGAAAGGCGGCUGGGCUUUGGCGCAGACGGAGAACCCACCUAAGUUUUCUGCCCUGGAGAUGUUGGAGAAUUCGCUGUACAGCCCCACCUGGGAAGGAUCCCAGUUCUGGGUAACCUCCCAGAAGACCGAGGCUUCUGAACGCUGCGGCUUGCAAGGCUCCUACAUACUGAGGGUGGAGGCUGAGAAGCUGACCCUCCUGACUUUGGGCGCGCAGAGUCAAAUCCUGGAGCCACUCCUUUUCUGGCCCUACACUCUGUUGCGACGUUAUGGCCGGGACAAGGUAAUGUUCUCUUUUGAAGCUGGUCGCCGCUGCCCAUCUGGCCCUGGGACCUUCACCUUCCAGACUUCUCAGGGAAAUGACAUCUUUCAGGCAGUUGAGGCUGCCAUCCAGAAGCAGAAAGCCCAAGGAAAGGUGGGACAGGGACAAGAUAUCAUCAGAACUGACUCCCAUGAAGGGGAGACCGAGGGGAAGGUAGUUCCCCCUCCUGUUCCCCAGGACCCCUUGGGCAGCCCGCCAGCCCUAUAUGCGGAGCCUUUAGACUCCUUGCGAAUUCCUCCAGGCCCUUCUCAGGACUCUCUCUAUUCAGACCCCCUGGGCAGCACCCCUGCUGGGGCAGGGGAAGGGGUGCAUUCGAAGAAACCUCUCUAUUGGGAUUUGUAUGGGCACGUGCAGCAGCAGUUGCAGAAAACCAAGCUGACAGACUCCAAAGACGACCCAAUCUAUGAUGAACCUGAGGGCCUGGCCCCCGCCCCUCCCCGGGGCCUUUACGAUCUGCCUCAGGAGCCGAAGGAUGCAUGGUGGUGCCAGGCUCGGCUGAAGGAAGAGGGCUACGAGCUCCCUUACAACCCUGCCACCGAUGACUAUGCCGUGCCACCUCCUCGGGGCUCAAAGCCUGCCCCCGCCCCCAAGCCACAGGGCUUGAUCCUCCCUGAAUCUGGUACCACAGGUGGCAGUGGCAGCAAAGGCCUCAGCUCAGAUACAGCUCUGUACAGCCAGGUCCAGAAAAGUGGGAGCUCAGGGGGUUGGGACUGUGGACUCACUAGAGUAGGGAAUGACAGGGCAGGGGUCAAGUCAGAGGGUUCCACCUGAGACAGUUGCUGAUGGAAGGUCCCUGGUGUGGUGGCACUGAAAAAAAAAGCCAGAGGGUGGGAGGGGCCUGGGACCAGAGGAGUCAGGAUGACCAGUCCUGGGAGUAGAACAAACAAGGCUGAGGCUAGGCCCUGGGGAGGGCCCAGCUGUGCAGUGCUAAGGAGUGGCUAGCUGACAGACUAAGCCUAUGGAAGGAUCCACUUUGGGGAGGCCAGUAUGGGUCCUUACUAUUGUAUUGAUCUUUGCAAGAUACAUUUUAAUUUAUAAGACAAAUCUCAUUAAAGCCAGCUUGGGUUGAAAAGG
Apodemus sylvaticus (European woodmouse) is the source of this 1812-nucleotide messenger RNA. It is a transcript of the gene Dok1, whose product is annotated as docking protein 1. Gene Ontology annotation, cellular component: cytoplasm. The coding region runs from base 61 to 1509 and encodes 482 amino acids. The transcript is spliced from 5 exons. The record is from RefSeq and is a predicted model, not a curated record. Lineage: Eukaryota; Metazoa; Chordata; Mammalia; Rodentia; Muridae. Gene Ontology annotation, biological process: positive regulation of MAPK cascade; cell surface receptor protein tyrosine kinase signaling pathway.